This is a messenger RNA of Trichoderma atroviride IMI 206040, 1078 nucleotides long. RefSeq lists its product as uncharacterized. Gene Ontology annotation, cellular component: COPI vesicle coat. Gene Ontology annotation, biological process: retrograde vesicle-mediated transport, Golgi to endoplasmic reticulum; intra-Golgi vesicle-mediated transport; intracellular protein transport. The record is from RefSeq and is a predicted model, not a curated record. NCBI's taxonomy places the organism in Eukaryota, Fungi, Ascomycota, Sordariomycetes, Hypocreales, Hypocreaceae.
UGCCUGGUAUCGCUAUCACCAACCUCUCAGAGCAUCAGAUCGACCAACCGCCACAAUGUCUCCUGGAAUGACCCUCUUUGCCGUGCAGGCAGUCCUCAUCCUUGGCACCGAGGAUGGCUCCCGGAUAUUCACCAAAUACUAUUCUCCCCCCCACGCCGCUCCUACUGGAGGUGCAAGCAUACCGACCCAUCCUUAUACCGACGUGAAGGCGCAGAAGGCAUUCGAGAAGGGCCUUAUCGACAAGACGGCCAAGCAGACCGGAGACAUCAUCUUGUACGACAACCGAAUUGUCCUGUAUAAGAUGGAGUCCGACGUCAUGCUCUACGUUGUUGGUGCCGCCGACGAGAACGAGAUUCUGCUCUACAACACAGUACUGGCUCUUCGCGACUCUCUUCAUCUUCUGUUCAAGCAAUCGGUUGACAAGAGGACCAUUGUCGAAAACUACGACCUUGUCUCGCUCGCAAUUGACGAAAUCGUCGAUGACGGCAUCAUCUUGGAGACGGACCCUACCAUCAUUGUCCAGCGAGUCAGCCGUGCGCCUACUCAAGAUGUUCCCCUGGGCCGCAUCGACUUUAGCGAACAGGGCGUCAACAACUUGGCACAGCUCGGAAAGUCCAAGCUAUCAGACUGGCUUCGGCAAGGGCUGUAAAUACAAAGACCUGGGAUUGGUUGGAGUUUAAUGUUAUUUAAAGCGGCCUGUUACAUUAAAAGGAUUGCUCUUGUAGUUGAUUAGUCUUUUUAUCCUUGGGUUUUUUUUUUUCCAUACUUUUCUUAAUUUCUUCAAACGAGAUCGACUUAUAUACAGGGUAGGGUAUAACGAAUCUAUGCAUCUUCCUUUUUUUUGUGUCUCUAUUCCAGCGCGCUCCAUCACUCAUGACCUUAUCUCCGAUGCUGCCUUUCGAAGGCGAUUCAUAACAGCAGCGGCAAUGUCCAGUUCGUUUUCUAUGCCGUCGACAAAAAUCGUAUCUAUAUUCCGACGGUCCAAUUCUCGCAAAGCUGAGAAUAGCCCUUGAGCUAUUCUCUUAGCGUCCUGCCCAAGAUCUAUAUCGAAUAGCUCGCCGAUGACCUGGCCCUGGCC